GCGCUGCGUGAAGCGGCCAGUUUGGGUCGGUGCUGCAACCACCAGUUUCUCCACUUUAAGAAAGAGUCAACUUAGUUGCACAAGUGUUUCCCCUGGUAGUUUUUGUUGCAAUGAGCUUUCAACUUCUGCAUCCUCCCAACGUCGAACCGUCACCUCUUCCCACCCCGACCACCUCCCUCUUCAGACGGGUUGCAAUUUGCACACGGCUGCGUUGGUUAUUUGCACUAAUUACGAUGUAGGAUGGGUGCAAAUAUUCGCAAUCGGCGUGUGGAGAGCCAGCAAAGCUUCAGCCAGAGAAAAGCGGAGUUGAAUCUGUGAAAGGUUUUCUUUUUUCCACUAGAAAUUUGGGUUUGAUAUUUCCCUCCAGUGAUGUUCAAAAGCAAGGAUCCGGAGAGACGUCACAUUUUGGCAGAGCAGAGCAAAGCGUACACCCUCCCGGGAAGUGUGCCAAACCAUGAAGAACUGCAGAAGGAUGGGACUUUCAAGCAUUGUCACGAUAACAGCUUCGCUCAGCAGAACCGAGAGACGGAGAAAAAGGUCGCCAGGAGGAGGUUGUACGUAGUUUCCAUCGUCUGUCUGCUCUUCAUGAUAGGCGAGAUUGCUGGAGGAUAUUUGGCAGGAAGCCUCGCAGUGAUGACGGAUGCUGCUCACCUUCUGACUGACCUAGCCAGCUUUGUCAUUAGCUUGUUUUCCCUCUGGCUUUCCUCUAAACCUGCCACACAAAGGCUCAGCUACGGCUGGCAUCGUGCAGAAAUCUUGGGUGCUCUGCUGUCAGUUUUCACCAUCUGGGUCGUCACAGGAGUGCUGGUUUAUCUUGCUGUGGAGCGCAUCGUCCAUGAUGACUACGAGAUCGAGGGCCAUGUGAUGCUCAUUACCUCAGGCUGUGCAGUGGUGGCCAACAUUAUAAUGGCUUUAACUCUUCACCAGUCGGGUCACGGCCACAGUCAUGGCGGACUCGCGUCACACGGACACAGUCAUGGCGGACUCGCGUCACACGGACACAGUCAUGGCGGACUCGCGUCACACGGCCACAGUCACAGUCCCAAGAGAGGAAAAGAAAAGACUCAGACCCCAAACAACAUCUAUUCAAAUGACUGCAUAGACAUGGAAGAAAACCAUGCAAGCAACGGAAAGAGGGCUCAGCAGGCGAAUGCAAGUGUGCGAGCAGCUUUUGUGCAUGUGAUGGGAGACCUUCUCCAAAGUGUUAGCGUGCUCGUCAGUGCCAUCAUCAUCUUCUUCAAGCCAGAAUAUAAAAUCGCAGAUCCGAUCUGUACCUUCUUGUUCUCCAUUCUGGUCCUAUGCACCACCUUCACCAUCAUGAGGGACAUCCUUCUUGUUCUAAUGGAGGGUACGCCAUCGGGGGUGAGGUACAGUGAGGUGCGAGACCGUUUGUUAACUGUAAACGGAGUCAAAGCAGUUCACAACCUUCACAUCUGGGCGCUCACCAUGAAUCAGGCAGUUCUCUCUGCACACAUAGCAAUAGAUGAUUCGGUUGAUGCUCAGACCGUCCUGAGGGAAAUGACCCAGGCCUGUUUCUCCUCCUACAACUUCCACUCCAUUACCAUUCAAAUGGAGCGGCAGGCUGACCUGAAGCCUGGAUGUACGCUGUGUGAAAAUCCGAAAAACUAGGAACCCGACGAGACUCGUUUCCAUAGCUACUAGGACGGCCGGGAAAGAUUUUCUUUUACUGCAGCGUCUCAGACAAACUUAUGUUACUGUAUGUUAUGUGCACUUUGUACUAAUUCCUAUAAUUGUGGGUAUUUAAUGACAAUUAGGAUGGCACAAACUGUAAAGAAAACAAUAGUUUGACUCAUUGCAAAAGAAAAAUUACAUUAAACUCUAAUUUGUUCUUUUCUUCUUUCUGAAUUUUAA
This is a messenger RNA of Xiphophorus hellerii (green swordtail), 1872 nucleotides long. It is a transcript of the gene slc30a8, whose product is annotated as solute carrier family 30 member 8. Gene Ontology annotation, molecular function: zinc ion transmembrane transporter activity. The record is from RefSeq and is a predicted model, not a curated record. The coding region runs from base 370 to 1629 and encodes 419 amino acids. Gene Ontology annotation, cellular component: plasma membrane. Gene Ontology annotation, biological process: zinc ion transmembrane transport; response to glucose; insulin secretion. NCBI's taxonomy places the organism in Eukaryota, Metazoa, Chordata, Actinopteri, Cyprinodontiformes, Poeciliidae. The transcript has 9 exons.